Molecule: messenger RNA, 692 nt
Organism: Seminavis robusta
Lineage: Eukaryota; Bacillariophyta; Bacillariophyceae; Naviculales; Naviculaceae
Source: the annotation of a GenBank genome assembly
AGAGACAUUAGACCAUGUUAGAAGAGGCCCUACGUGACCCCAACAAGCACCCGGCGGAGGUUGCCACGGCAAUGCUCUCCUUCAUUCGUUCAGAUUUGGUCAAUGGAGGAUCCUCGUCGGAGGAGCGGUUCUACCAGCUCUUUUUGCCACUGUGCAAUCGGGUUUUUGGGGAAAUAAUGCAAGACAACAAGUUGGAAUAUAAGCACCAAGCUGGUGGGUGGCUGUCUGCCGAGCAACGGUGGAAGACGCCGUCUACGACGCAAGUCCAGCAGCAUUCUUAUGGUCGGUCUGUCAAGCGAUCACCACCACAACAAUCGACCAAGAUCCGGUGGUGCAGCUGUUGGGGCCAGUUCCACGGUCUUCUUCAAGCAGAGUUGGCAACAAGGAAAAUGAAAACUAUCCCGCCCUCUCAUUGAUUGACACCAUCUCAGAGGGCAUGGCCACACGUCAAACAGGGUACUUUGUGUUUCCUUUUUUGGCACUGCCCCAACCCAUGCAACAACAAUUUUUGGCGGGUUCUCGAAAGGCGCCUGAUUGGGAUCACUCCCAACCUCUCACAUGCCCUUGAGCAUGGGGCAUCCUGCCGAUCCAGAUUGCCCAGCAAGUGCUUGUCAGCCAGAAUUCCAAUCGGCUAUUCGGAUCCCUCCUACGAGUGCCUCCGGACCAGCAAAACCACAUUGUGGCUAUCAACA